This is a messenger RNA of Peromyscus californicus insignis, 2148 nucleotides long. RefSeq names its product cell division cycle 45 (gene Cdc45). The transcript has 19 exons. Gene Ontology annotation, biological process: double-strand break repair via break-induced replication; DNA replication initiation; mitotic DNA replication preinitiation complex assembly. Gene Ontology annotation, cellular component: DNA replication preinitiation complex. The record is from RefSeq and is a predicted model, not a curated record. Gene Ontology annotation, molecular function: DNA replication origin binding; single-stranded DNA binding; chromatin binding. Lineage: Eukaryota; Metazoa; Chordata; Mammalia; Rodentia; Cricetidae. Bases 325 to 2028 code for a protein of 567 amino acids.
CUUCCCGAAGUAAAGAUGUCCGCCGAGCGUAGGUGGUUUUGGGUAACUGGAAGUUAGCGUCAAAGGGAGUAACAAGAUUCGCAGCCUGACUCUAGAUGACGCUUCUUUGGGUGAGUGGGUAGGGGGCGGGACUUCUCCAGCAGCAAAUAGCGGAGCUUUAUUGGCUGUCUCCCAACGGGACCCAAUCAGAAAGGAGGAAAAGGCUAAGAACUAUUGGCUGCUGGCAUGGGCCAAUCGGAAGAGCCGUGAUUUGGCGGGAGUCUUGACCACCUCCAGGGCUAUCGGUGUCUCAGCGCCAGCUCUGGGUAUUCGGUCGCAGUGGCUAUGUUCGUGUCCGAUUUCCGCAAGGAGUUCUACGAGCUGGUCCACAACCAGAGGGUCCUUCUCUUUGUGGCCUCGGAUGUGGAUGCCUUGUGUGCUUGCAAGAUCCUUCAGGCCCUGUUUCAGUGUGACCACGUGCAGUAUACCCUGGUUCCAGUUUCUGGGUGGCAAGAACUUGAAACUGCAUUUCUUGAACAUAAAGAGCAGUUCCGCUAUUUCAUCCUCAUAAACUGUGGAGCCAACGUAGACCUAUUGGAUAUCCUUCAGCCUGAUGAAGACAGUGUAUUUUUUGUGUGUGAUACCCACAGGCCAGUCAACGUUGUGAAUGUGUACAAUGACACUCAGAUCAAAUUGCUCAUUAAACAAGAGGAUGACCUUGAAGUUCCUGCCUAUGAUGACAUCUUUAGGGAUGAAGCAGAGGAUGAAGAUCUUUCAGGAAGUGAGAGUGAUGAUGCGUCAGAGCCUUCUGAGAAGCGGGCGCGGUUAGAAGAGGAGAUUGCGGCACGAACCACAAAGAGGAGGCAGCGAAGAGAGUGGGAGACCCGGAGGAGAGACAUCCUCUUUGAUUACGAGCAGUAUGAAUAUUAUGGGACAUCGUCAGCCAUGGUGAUGUUUGACCUGGCGUGGAUGAUGUCCAAGGACCUGAAUGACAUGCUGUGGUGGGCCAUUGUUGGACUGACGGACCAGUGGGUGCAUGACAAGAUCACUCAAAUGAAGUAUGUGACUGAUGUUGGCAUCCUGCAGCGUCAUGUGUCCCGGCAUAACCACCGAAAUGAGGCGGAAGAGAACAUGCUCUCUGUAGACUGCACCCGGAUCUCUUUUGAGUAUGACCUCCGCCUGGCACUGUACCAGCACUGGUCCCUCCAUGAAAGCCUGUACAACACCAGCUACACCGCAGCCAGGUUCAAGCUCUGGUCCGUACACGGGCAGAAGCGACUCCAGGAAUUCCUUGCAGACAUGGGGCUUCCCCUGAAGCAAGUGAAACAGAAGUUUCAGUCCAUGGACGUCUCCUUGAAGGAGAAUUUGCGGGAAAUGAUCGAAGAAUCUGCAAAUAAAUUUGGGAUGAAGGACAUGCGUGUGCAGACUUUCAGCAUUCAUUUUGGGUUCAAGCAUAAAUUCCUGGCCAGCGAUGUGGUCUUUGCCACCAUGUCUCUGAUGGAGAGUCCCGAGAAGGAUGGCUCGGGGACAGACCACUUCAUCCAGGCUCUUGAUAGCCUCUCCAGGAGUAACCUGGACAAGCUGUACCUCGGUCUGGAGCUCGCCAAGAAGCACCUCCAAGCCACCCAGCAGACCAUCGCCAGCUGCCUCUGCACCAACCUCGUCACCUCCCAGGGCCCUUUUCUCUACUGCUCCCUCAUGGAGGGCACUCCAGAUGUUACACUGUUCUCCAAGCCAGCAUCCUUGAGUCUGCUCAGCAGACAUCUGCUCAAGUCCUUUGUGUAUUCGACAAAGAAUCGACGCUGCAAGCUGCUGCCCCUGGUGAUGGCUGCCCCCCUGAGCAUAGAGCAGGGCACGGUGACCGUGGUGGGCAUCCCCCCAGAGACUGACAGCUCAGACAGAAAGAACUUUUUUGGUCGAGCAUUUGAGAAGGCAGCAGAAAGCACCAGCUCUCGGACUCUGCACAACCACUUUGACCUCUCAGUAAUUGAGCUGAAAGCUGAGGACCGGAGCAAGUUCCUGGAUGCUCUCGUGUCUCUGCUGUCCUGAGGAAUUUGAUUUCUCCGGAAGUGACCUCCUUUUCCUUAUUUAUAUCACCUGGCAUCUAUUAGAUUGCAAGAUACAUUUGAAGUGUGGGACUAUGUGAUUUUUAAUAAAAUAAAAUGUUUG